CACGUGGUGUAAACGCUGUCAGGACGUGGUUGUUUACCAACGUCAGUGUGCUUUAGCACGGCUAAUAUACGACGUGUUUAAGACACAGCGGAGGAUGGAAAUUGAAAACAGUCACGCAUAUUUCAUCGGGGACAUUGGCAGCUGGUCGGAGAGAACAGAGGUGCACAAAGCGGCCUACCUCGGCCAGGUCUCCCAGCUGCAGCACCUCAUUCAAAGCGGCGCUUCAGUCAAUGUGGUGGCAGUGGAUUCCAUCACACCCCUGCACGAGGCCUGCGUCCGUGGCCAGGCCCAGUGUGUGAGGCUGCUUCUGGAGGCGGGAGCCCAGGUGGAUGCGAGGAAUGUGGACGGCAGCACUCCGCUGUGUGAAGCGAGUUCAGCCGGAAGUCUGGAGUGUGUGAAAAUCUUGCUGGAUCACGGUGCCAAGGCCAACCCCGCUCUCACCUCACGCACAGCCUCACCUCUCCACGAGGCCUGCAUGGGAGGUAACUCGGACUGUGUUAAGCUCCUGGUUGCCACAGGAGCUUCUUUGGAGGCGUACGACCUUUACUAUGGCACCCCGCUACAUGUAGCUUGUGUGAACAAGAAGACAGACUGCGUUAAAGUGCUGCUUAAUGCAGGUGCUAAAGUGAAUUCUGCCAGGUUCCAUGAAACUCCACUGCACCACGCUGCUAAAAACAUGCAGCUGGGGAUGAUUGAGACGCUGGUGGUGUUCGGGGCCAACAUCCACGCCAGAGAUCAGCAGGACAGGAAACCAGUGGACUACACAACACCAGGAUCUCCCUCCGCCACCUGCCUCAAGUUCUAUGAGACCACUCCCAUGAGUCUGCAGCAGCUCAGCAGGCUGGCAGUGAGGAAGAGGCUGGGCACCAGUGCACUUAAGGUCAUAGGUCAGCUGGAGAUACCAAAACUCAUCAUCAGCUUCCUCUGCUAUCAGUGAGAGCUUCCUGGAGGAGGAGGAACGACGCUCAAAGAAAGACUGCAGGUUGACAGAGCUAACAAUAGGUUAGUGUCAAACACUGUCUUCUGACAAGCUUCUUAUUUAACACUCAGAUUUUAUUUGAAAGACUUGAAAGCAACAUUUCAAAGACAGAGCACAAGUCUUAAACUUUGUGCACUAUAUCUGCCUGUAAGAACUUUAUACAUUUGAUUCACAUGCACACUAACAAAUGUGAUACUAAUUAGGUUCAAGAAUCUACUUUCAUGCCAACAUGAAGCAUUUAUUAGCCUGUGCAGUUUUCAAUUACCUGGACUGGAACACUUCUUCAGUUCUGUGCCCAGAUCAGUCCAAUAAUGCACCGAUUCCCACGAUUCUCAUUUUAAAAUGAUUUCUGCAUGACUCACCAGAAUAUAUUAUAUGUUUCCUUUGGCUCUAACAGUAACAUGCUGGAUGCUUUUCCCUACUCGUAAAAAGCCACACCACAUGCUUUCAGCCAUUUUCUCUCACAACCUGAUUCUUCCUCUUUGUUGUAUUGUCUGUGUGAAGUGGAAAAAUAUGAUACAGGAUCUCUUCAGGUUGUAAAACCACUCAAUCACUGGGUUGUUUUUUUGUUUUGUUUUUUAAAACAUAUAAAUUGGACAGCUACGGUGCAGCUCAUGCGGAUUCAGAAUGAUGUUCACCACAAGCAGUGAGUGAUGGAAAGAUUGAAGUAGAACUUAGUUUUCAACAUAGUCUGAGGAAUCCAAUGUGACCUAAGCAAUGUAGUUGAAUAUACUUUGGCAAUAAAAAGCCUUAAAGCUUUGUUGAGUGACAGAGAUUACAUGUUUUUUAACAGAUGAAAGUAUUGCUUGACACUUUACUCUCUUAUGGCGCACCUGUACAAUUUUCCUAUUAUUAUUAUUAUUAUAAUAAUAAUAAUAAUAAGAAUAAUACAUUUAUAUUUAUAUAGCACUUUUACAGGUUACUCAAAUACACUUUACAUACUGUAUGUUUAAAUGUCAUAAAAUCCAACACAGGAAAAAAAAACACAAUUUCACACACAGAUAAAAUGUCCUUAGAUUUACAAAUUGAAGGCAGAGUGUUUUGAAUGUGGGAAGGUCACUGCAGUCACUGAUAUGUUUGAGAGAGAGUGCGGGGGCCGCAGAGAACGCUCUGUCUCAUGUACAUACAGUAUGUCAUAUUCUGUUGGUGGUCGUCACCAUCACAGUCAGUAAGUUUAAAUUAGUUUAGAAAAAGCUUGUAUGCUGUCAGUCUUUCUAAAACCAAACAUGUCAGUGAGACUGAAAUUGAAUUUAACUGAUUUUAUCAAAGUUGGACUAAAACUCCAAAAUAUGAUGCCAGUAAGAGUUCAAGCAUGUGACGUUCAACUGGAUCCCAAGUCCCAAGUAGUCAAAUGCGUAGCUCAACUAAACCAUCCAUACAUUUUCUACCACUUUAUCCUCCACAGGAGGGUCACAGGGGGGUGCUGUGCCAAUCUCAGCUGACAUAGGGCAGGGUACACCCUGGACAAAUCACCAGUCCAUGGCAGGGCCACAUAUAGAGACAAAUAACCAUUCACUCUCACUCCUACGGUCAAUUUAGAGUCUCCAAUUUAUCUAGUCCCCAUAUUGCAUGUUUUUGGACUGUGAGAGGAAGCCGGAGAACUUGGAGAAAACCUGCACACACAUGGGGAGAACAUGCAAACUCCAUGCAGUUCCGACCAGCUCUCAACUAAACCAAUGAAAGUAAAUUCAAAAACUCUUCUUUAAUCAUAUCCAGAGAAAAAAUUUUAAAAUAAAUGGAUACAAUGAUAAUAGUUAAAGAUCAAGCAAGAAGAUGUGGUGUGAGUGGUUACAAUAGAGAUGGCUGAAAAGCCUUCAACAGAGCAUAAAUUGUCAUAUUGCGUGACUCUGUUAAGCAAAAGACUUAAACAACAGAAUUGAAAUCAGGCUCAAAGGGGGUGCCAUCAUAAAAAGUUAAGCUUGGGUGGGUUUCAUUUAUUAGUUUUAGUUCUGAAGUUGUACUGUGCAAUAAUAGAAGAUAACUGACUGUUAACUGUUUGCUCUCACCACUGCUCCGGUUCGUCAGCAGCAGUCACUUUUUUGGGGCUAACCUGAUUUUGUUGGCAAACAAUCAACCAGCGUUUAAUGUUAACUAAUAAAUUGCAUCUGUAAAAGUCUUAAAAAGCAUUUAUCAACGUCUGACAUUCAGAUGAAUAUAAACAGGAGAGAACAGCGUGCUUCUAAUAUUAGAGUGCGUGAGCUCAGAGAAAUCGCAGAGCUUUUUUGGGCACUUUGGAACGCAAACAAAGAGAGACACUUAAAAAAAAGCAUAGUUAACCAGAGUCAUGUCAUUGUUUAAAGGAGUGGUCAUAUUCCAUGCUGCUGUAGUAUACACACUGAAGAACAAGCUGUAGAUGUGGAUGGACAUGAUAUGGAUGACGUAUGAUGAG
This is a messenger RNA of Solea solea (common sole), 3368 nucleotides long. Its product is annotated as ankyrin repeat and SOCS box protein 13-like. NCBI's taxonomy places the organism in Eukaryota, Metazoa, Chordata, Actinopteri, Pleuronectiformes, Soleidae. The coding region runs from base 95 to 937 and encodes 280 amino acids. Gene Ontology annotation, molecular function: protein binding. The record is from RefSeq and is a predicted model, not a curated record. The transcript has 6 exons. Gene Ontology annotation, biological process: positive regulation of protein catabolic process; intracellular signal transduction; protein ubiquitination.